UAUUCUAUUGAAAGAGUAUUUAAAAAUAAGGAUCUAUUUUUAAAGGUGAAGGACAGCUAGAUGCCUCAGCAUGUUGGUUACGGGUUGUAUAUCCUUUCACUUAAUUGCCAUUUGUUUUAUUGUGGCACAAAUCAUAAGUCUUUGCUGUCUGCUGCCUGUAUCAUAACUGAUGUGAAAUAAGAUAAUCCAGUUCCUAGUGAGUAAAUAUUCACAUCACAGAAGUGCUCCACAAUCAUAAUUUGCAACCUCCUUGGUUGCCUCUGUAGGAAGGCCAUAGAUUGAGUGGGCACAGAAACUGGUCAGGCUUGAAGCACAUUAGUAGAAUGCUGUGGAGAGCUUGCAUUUGCUCAGUGGGUUAGACUUCAGUCUCCAGGGCUCUCUGCCAUUUGCCAUGAGCAUAAAAUUAAGAUUAAAAAUAAAGCAGACUUCAACAAAUAGAAACCUUUGUUUACUAGAUGAGAAAUUGUAUAGAGUUUCCUGAUGGUGAAAGGUUGAAUUGUGGAUAUGAUUAUCAUCUGGAAGGGCAAGGUUUGAGGCCUGGUUGUGUAGCUGGACGGGCAUGAUGGGGGGGUUGCGUGUGUGUGUGAGGUGUGUCUGUUGGUGGGAGAGCUAGAUGAAAUGAGUGAGCUGGGAGGGAAUGUAUUAGCUAUGACCUGACUUUUUUUUUUCUUUUUUUGUAUGAAACAAAUGUGCAAUUUUUUACUUUCUGCUGUGAAGCAGAUGGAUACUUCUGAUGCAUGGUAUGAGAAGUCGUUUUUCUCUUGUGGACAAGGCUGGUCUUCAGAUGAGUUUUACUUAGGCUAUGCUUGAACAGGCACCAGCCAACAAUGAAAUUGCAGAAUUUUUUAACUACAAUUCAGGUUAUUUCAAAGUCCCUGUUAAGGUAGCCUCCCCAGUUAUGCUCAGCCUUCCACAGGAUGGACAACAUGAGGCUGUACCCACUUUUGCUUCCCACCCUCUGGUAUAGUUUCUCGUAGAUUAAUGAAGCUCCUCUCCUGUGGGAGUACUUAAAAUUGACGUGUGCAAAACAAACAAUCGUUUCUCUUUUAGCAGAAGAGUGCAAGAUGGUCUGUCUCUUGACAGACCUCCCAGACAUUGUACGCAGCUGUCUCUGAAGUACUUCAAACUGUCAGCCUUAGCAGCAGCUUUGUUCCCCCUAGUUUUGGAACCAGGUAGGCUGGUUGAAUAAGGAACCGGGACUUGGUCUUUGGAGGCAGAUUUCUUGUCAUCUUUCUUUCAAGACCAGGGCUGUCAAGUAUGUGAAAUCUUGAAUAAGAUUCACACAUUUGCCACCCUGUCACGUAUUUCUGCAGCUAGCUGGAUUCUCCUGUAUCUGUCUGGGUGAUGGUAAAGAGCUGCGGUUCCCAUGAUGACUACAGUGCCUGCUCUGCCUAUCUCACCAGCAGCCAGCAUUGGAGACCUGAGGGAAGGCAGUUGCUGGCAGGAGGGGGGCGGGGGUUGGGAUCUGGAGUUGUUAAAAGGUCUGGGCCUAUCCGAGGACAAAAUGGGGGAUAGGAACAGAACUUAGGAGCAUGGUGGGGAAAGGAAAGAAUGGGAAAAGUUUGCCCCAGGUACUCUACCCACCCACCACAAUUUUCAGGCUGUGCCACCCACAUGUACUUUCUCCCAGCAUGCUUUUACUAUGUUGUUAACCAAUUAUAGUUAAUAAAAUAGCAAUAUAUUUAUAAAAAAAAAUUUCCCCUGUCAUACUGUUUAAAUAUGAACAUCAAGUAAUAUAGUAAAUGAAACAGGGACUUCACGCUGCUUGGCUCUUUGGGGUAAGGUUGAUCGCUAAUUUGGCUCCUGAACCACUGAGGUCUGAAUAUCACUGCUAUAGAAAGACACUUAGGCUGGGAUUUUCAAAUGUACCUCUGGGUAUUACAGUUCCAACUUUCAGUGGGAUUUGGUGUAUAACUUCCUUAAGCUCCUUUGAAAAUCCCACCCUUGCAUGUCUGCAGACACUAGCCAAAAUUUUCAAAUUAAGUUCCUAAAACUAAACUAUUAAAUCCUUAUUUUCCAGUAGUAGUGAGUACCUGCAGAACCCAUUGACUUUGUUAUGACAGGGAGAGUUCAGUAGUUUUAAAAGUAAAGUCACUUCUAUUUAGGUGCCUAACCCUGAGUUGAGGAGCAUAAUUUCACACCCAAGUUUGAAAACUUUGCCCACAGUAUUUACCAAAACUGUUGAAGCAUCUGUUCUUAAGAAAUAGUCCUGUGCUUAUGUACUGAAGAAAUGCCCCAGAUCCCAACCUGUUGAUGUGCCAUGUCCACUCAACAGGUCUCUUUUACUUGUAAAUAGCGCUGCUCGGAUGGGCAGCAUCAAUCUUUUGCUGUUAUGAUGUGUUAGUAUUAUUGGUAUAGUUUAUAAUGUUUGUUAAACUGGCCUGUUAGUGAAAUAUAUCUCCUUGACUAUGGUCACUUUCACUAUACCUUACACUCACCAAUAAACAUUGCCAGCUUAAUCCAACCUUGAGCAGAAUUCAUUUCUUUUUCAAACAAAUCUCAUUUUUACCACUGUCUCACCAAGGUUGUUUUUUUUUUUUUUUUUAUUUUGGGUACUUAGCACCAGGGCUUUGGAGCGGAGCCUGGAGCUGGAGCGCAGAGCAGUGGAGCUGCAAGUUUUUGCCCGGAGCUGGAGCAGAGCCAGAGCACAGAAAAUCUUGACUGCUCCAGUUUUUUUUUUCUCAUUUUCAAUCCAAAAUGAAUGAUAUUUAGCACAAAAGUCUUAAAGGUGCCAAAAAGUUUCAGAUUGUAUAACAAUUGAUAUUAACAUCUACUUUACCACUUUACGUAAUGUGUCACAGUUGUUUUCGCUUCGGCCGAAAUCAAGAUUUAAUGUACAGAUACAAAAUUACAAAGUUUUUUUGAGAUAUCUGAUUCUUUAAUAUAUCUAUUAAUAAACAUAAUUAUCAGACAUCGGGCAACACUGCAGACUGCUCCCACCCUUGUGCCAAGGUUAGGCGAGUACAUACUCGCAUAGAUUGAUUAGAUAGUUAGAUUAGUAUGUGUUGAUACUUCUUUUGUAAGGGUUGAUCAGUGAGACGCCCUGAGUGCUGCGAUUACAGAGAAGUGUGACGAAAGAUGCAACAUUUAAGAUAUCACAAACAGAUCAUAACAAGAAACAUUUGGAUGCGGUAGCAGCACAAGAAGAUUUGGCUAUGGCUUCAACAAAAAAAUCAAAUCUGCCCCCCCAUGAUUGAUAACCGAUUUACGGAAAAGGAUCUCAACGACAUCUUUACUUUUGAAUUUGAAAAGCCCAAAUUUGGGUUUUUGGGAAAAGCAAAGAAGCAAUCAGCAACAUGCAAGGUGGAAAAGGAAGUGAAUGGCGAGCUCAAACCAUGUAGCUUCAAGACAAGUGAAGCAAGUGCCGUGAAAAGUUUCAAUCUUUGGCGGCAUGUAAAACUUAACUAUCCUGAAAACUAUGCGGCUCUGGUUACAAAAAGGGACCAGGAAGAUGAGGCAAAACAGAAAGCUGGCACAGCUAAACGACGUUCAUCUGGCUCUUUGAAAACUGGAGAAAAGACUUUUUGCAGAGCUUCAUCUGAAAAGAAAAUCAAAAUUGAGCAAACAAAAUUUGACUCAUAUUUGAAGUCCUUAAAGGUUACAGUCACUAUGGAUGCCAAUACUUUCCGUGAAGGGCUGAUGGAAAUGGUUUGCUUGAGUUCAACACCGCUCACUACCUUCAGGCUAAAGAACAAAGGGUUCCAAAAAAUUGCAGGCGAAAUGGGUCGGCAGCUUGGCGUUUCGACGGGGCACAAUGCGGUUCAUCAUUUACUUGUCAGCACAGCUGAGUCUGGUUGCGAAGAGCUCAAGAAAGCUUUGGAGCAAAAAUUGUGCUACCUGAAAAUGGAUGUGGCAACCCAUGGAAACAGAAAUUUCCUUGCAAUCAAUGCUCAGUACUACGAAGAAGGAAAAGAUAAAGCUGUGGUAAAAACCUUGGACAUAAUCAACACUGAAGAGCAUCACAAUUCUUCGUACAUGAAAAGUCAAGUAAAAGCUAUUUUAGAAAAGUUUGGGAUCAGUGAAAUGGAAGUGCUGAGCAUCUGCAUUGACAAUGCAGCAAACAGGACGUGUGCCGUCAAAAAUUUCAGCAAGGACAAUGAAACCAUUUCUACCUCUGAGAACAGAGAUGUGGACAGAACUGAAGCUAUUUUGCCUGAUGAAGGAACUAAAGGAAGGGAUGAAAUCGAACUGAACAUGGAUGCUGCUGCGCAAUGGGUUAAUGACCCUAGCCUCAUACUUCCAACAUGGCUUCAUGAGGACGACUCAAAAGUCCAACUGAUGAGGUGUGGUAUUCAUGCUCUUCAGUUGGCAAUCUGGGAUGUACUGAACAAAGAACAUAAGAAGAAAUUUCUGGCAAAAAUUCAACAAGUCGUUGUCAAACUACAAACCCCAAGUAUUCGAAGUGUUCUGCUUGAUCUACAUGGGGUAACUCAAUGAUUGGAUACUGUGAUUCACCUGGGGUUCAACAUUUGCGAUGAUUGAUCGGUGUCUUGUUUUUCAAUCUUACGGUGAACAAGUGGCUGCUGCUGGAACAAGAGAACUCAAGUUCACAAAAGCUGAAUCGGACGAAGUGAAGAACCUGCGAGACCUCUUGGCAAAGCCAAACCAAACAACCAUGAAUUUUCAAGCUGUUGAUGUAACCCCAGGAGUUUUAAUGAAGGAAUGGCGAAAACUGUCAAAAUUCUUGCAAGAAAAUGGACAAAUUGCAGAAGGAAUUAUAUCCUCCAUGCAGAAACACGAAGAGAAGCUUUUUGACAAUAUUCAUUUCCUUGUUGGAGUUUAUGUUGACCCAUGGUAUCGGAUUCUUCUUACCUCAAGGGAAAUACUAAAGGCAAAGGAAGGGUUCCUUGAUAUUGCUCGACGACCCGAAAAACAAAAUCUGUUGCUACAUUUGAACUCAGUGAAAGAGGUUGAAGAAAAUGAAAUACAGCAAAAGGAGUCAUCAACAGUCGAAUUUGCAGUUUCAGAAAGUUCACAUCCAUCAGAAAUAGCAGGCUUCUGUCUCUACUCUGAAUUUGUUGGAGUGUCCAUCCCUGAGACAUCUUCAACCAUCACAGGGAAAUGGAGAUAAUUCAAGCACCAAUUCUUCAGAAGAUGACUCCUUCAAAAAGGAAUUGGAUAGACAAGAAAGACGCUGGCGAGUUUCUGCGAUUCAUAAUUGUAAUGAAGCAUUAUUCGAGAGAAACUUUAGGGAAGAUUGAGAGGCGAUGGAGUCUAUUGGUAGGCUAAAAGUUAAGUCUGUUUUUGAGGCCAUUCACAGCUACCCACACCGCAUUCAGGCUGCUGUAGAAUUGCUUCGAGAAUGCCAACAACUCAAGCUAGUGUAAAGUGACUGUUUUCAGCUUUAAAGUUCAUUUUAAAUGAUUUGCUGCAGGUUAUGAAAGACAACUUGAUUGCUGCAAUAACUUUUUACAGAAUGAAUUAUGAAUGAUUCUAGUUUGUACCAUUGUGGAUAUUUAAAUUGUUUUAAAAGUCUGAAUAAAAAUGUUUUUUUCAAAAUUACAGUAUGCACUUUUUUUAUUUAGUUUAAUUUGAGUCGGAGUGCGGAGCGGAGUCGGAGCAGUCACUAUUGUUGCCAGAGCAGAUCUGGAAUGGAGCAAUUCAAAAAUGUGAUUGCUCCAAAUCCCUGCUUAGCACUUACAGUUGAGGAAGCUAAUGGCAGCCUUGAGAUACUUUGAUUAGUGCUCAAAAAUUCUACAAUUUUACUUUGACUCAUCAAGCUAUUAAAUUCUAAUAUAAGCACAAACUUCUCUAGUUAGAAAUUGACCCUGUCCAUCAAAAAAAAAUGCUAUUUACAGGUGAGAAACUGUGAAAUUCUUUACAGAUAUUGAUUAUACAGUGGUAGCAAUAUUUACUUCAUGCUUUUAUUGCUGUACUAACUGCAAAUGGUCAGAAUUUUUACUUUCAGUCUGUUGUUUGAAUUUCUUGCUUAUGUAAAACAUGUAUGAAUCUAUAUUUUGAGAAAAUAAUGAAAAUCAACAUUAUAGCAUUCCAAUAACAAUCUUAUGUAUAGAGAACAAAAAUGAGUACGGUUGUAUGUUUAUCUUUAAUUUCCUCUGUAAGCCUAAACAGACACAUAGGUGUGGUUUUUUUGUUUGUUUUUUUCACCCUCUUGAACUAAGGAAACAAACACCUUUUUAUUAAGUCUUUUGGAAGAUUUAGAAAAAGCAAUGUACAUUUAAAGCAGUAAAGGCAAUAUAGGAAAGCAAUUAGAGCAGUGGUUCUCAACCUAUUGUGGGCUGUAUAUGCAGCUCUCUGUGUGGCCCUGAGAAUGUCCGAUGAGCUAUAGCUGUGUGCUGAUUGGGCCGUGUGUUGAGAACCACUGAACUAGAGUAUAAUAUAAAGUAAAAGUGCACUGCAAGGUUGCCUCCUAUGGUUACAAAGUUGAGUUAAGUCUACCUCACCUGUUUUAAUUUCAUGUUGGAUAGAUUUUUCCCACUUGGGUAGUAACACUGUAACUCUUAAAAUCUCUUCAGGUGUAGAAUUUGGUGCUCGAAUGAUAACAAUUGAUG
This is a messenger RNA of Chelonia mydas (Green sea turtle), 6512 nucleotides long. RefSeq lists its product as uncharacterized. NCBI's taxonomy places the organism in Eukaryota, Metazoa, Chordata, Testudines, Cheloniidae. The coding region runs from base 3190 to 4437 and encodes 415 amino acids. The transcript is spliced from 2 exons. The record is from RefSeq and is a predicted model, not a curated record.